AAUAUCUACCACUAAGUAUCUACCAGUAUAUGUUUUGAGGCGACAAGUGACCAUGAUGGUUUACAUUAGUCUUUGUGAGGUCGACGACAUACCUGGCAUGAUAGUAGUGCUGAAGGGUUCAUCGCACGGCUCGAGACUGAUGGCGGUCAAAAGUCGAGAUGGAAGUUUGAGUGGUCAAUCUUGGGGCGUUGGUGGGAAGGCACAAAAGGGAAACAUACAAGUCCCUUAG
Neurospora tetrasperma FGSC 2508 is the source of this 229-nucleotide messenger RNA. RefSeq lists its product as uncharacterized. Lineage: Eukaryota; Fungi; Ascomycota; Sordariomycetes; Sordariales; Sordariaceae. The record is from RefSeq and is a predicted model, not a curated record. Bases 53 to 229 code for a protein of 58 amino acids. The transcript has 2 exons.